Messenger RNA from Rhipicephalus microplus (southern cattle tick), 3209 nucleotides. RefSeq names its product nose resistant to fluoxetine protein 6. Gene Ontology annotation, molecular function: acyltransferase activity, transferring groups other than amino-acyl groups. The record is from RefSeq and is a predicted model, not a curated record. NCBI's taxonomy places the organism in Eukaryota, Metazoa, Arthropoda, Arachnida, Ixodida, Ixodidae.
AAAGACCCACCGUGACCAAGGCUGAUUUCCAUACGCCGACCGGAGGCAAACACGCACAUCAUAGUGGGCCACCGGAAACUUAACCGGGCGCGAGCUUUUAGGGACCCCGGUGCCAUCCCGAUCAGCACAGAGAGAGGCCGCGCUCCAAAGGAGACUGUUGCCUCCGACGCUCUCCUUUCGAUCGGCUGCUUUCCCAUCUUAAGAAGUUACCGCCGUACUUGACGCGACAGCCUCGCGUAGACAAGACUGUCGUGCUGCGGGCUUCGCUCUGUGAUACCAUGGCGCGGGCGCCGGGCCGAAACGUGUUGGUUCUCCUGCUGGGAGCGACAGCGCUGCUCUCCAGCAUCCCCCAGACUGCUGUAGCGCUCAACGCCACCGAAAAAACGCUCACGACACUCGCUAGUGUCAUCAAUAUGGUCACGACAACACAGGCACCGGAACCGAACAUGCUGGAGCGCCUGCGCAAGACUGUUCGCGAACGCCUGGACGCUUCUUAUGACAGCAUGGCUGAACAAUUUCUAUCCGCCAAAAUGUCACCGCAGUGUGCCUUCAAGCUACUGAAGUUCGUCCACGGCUUGCGCAACUUCGAAUCAUGGACGCUACGAAUGAUCGAUGCCUCGGGCAAGUAUCCAACCGGCCUCUUCCAGGGAUCGCUGUCCGAUCUGGGCGCGUAUGACCAGUGCAUCGAGACGGUAAUCCAUGACGAAUACGGCGGAGAGAAGGUGCGCGCCCAGUACUGCAGCGUAUACAUUAAACUAGGAAAGGACACGUCCUUCCUGGAUCACUUGGACGAUGCCCUACGCCUCUCGCACAGGAGGACACCAACGUUUUCUAGGUACCAGAACGAGGAUAUUGUACAUGGCGUGAAAAUCGGGCUCUGUAUUGUCCACGAAUGCAAGCCAAAGGACAUCGAGGCCAUUGCUGGUGUCUUGAUCACAGGAGACACCAAGGUCACGGUGACGGACUGUGUCACGAACGAACCAACCGAAAUCGACACCACGCAAGCGGCUAUCAUUGGCGUGCUGGGAGUGAUUUUGUUUUUCAUGGCAGUAAGCACAGCCAUCGACAUGUACCUGAACAACACACGGGGAGAUGAACCACGAGGAACAGCGCUCACUGCACUUACCAGUUUCUCCGUGGUGGCCAACUCGAAGAUGCUGGUGAAGGUGACCGAAGACAAGCAGUCGGACGCGUACAAGCUGCGGUUCCUGCACGGAAUGCGCUUUUUCAGCAUAGGCUGGGUAGUACUCGGCCACUCAUACAGCACAUUCAAUUUCACCAACAUGGCGCGCCUUGUGAACGCUCUUCAUUAUGGAGAUAACAUCAUGUUCUGUUUCAUCAUGGCCGGCUACCUCAGCGUGGACACCUUCUUGUUCUUGGCUGGUUAUCUGCUGACAUAUAACUUGCUGAGGGAACGUUCCCACGCCCUGUUCGGUUCCAUCAUCGCGAUUAUUCGAAGAUACAUCAGGGGAACCAUACCUAUUGCAUUUUGUAUUAUGUGCACGUUCCUUGCACCACUCGUUUUCAAAGGUCCCACCACACCGACAUUGUACGAGUAUUUCUAUAACGAAAUUCGCACUCAAUAUUGGGCACUGCUACUUCAGAUUAGAAACUUCACCGGAAAUCUCCACAUCGGGAUGUAUGGUCACCUCUGGUACAUGUCGACGGACUUCCAGCUGUUCGUGAUAUCAGUUAUAGUCAUCCAAUUCUUCAAGAAAAAAAUAUGGACCACAAUCAUUGUGUUUGGGACCCUUUCCCUCAUUGCUUGCUCGAUUUCUGCCUGGCAAGUUUCAAAUACCAUCUACACGCCUUUUGUUCUUCCGAUGGCGGACAACUUUACGAUUAUGACCGGGACGUUGAACAAGUUUUAUACUCACCCGUCAUACCAUGGCGUCGCCUUUUUCUUCGGUGCGAUCACGCAGCUGUUCCUAUACAGGUAUCCCUCAAUUAAAAUGAGCAAGAUGCUCCAGGCUGGUAUGUGGUUGAUGAGCGCUGCGUGCGGUCUCACCGCCAUCCUGAUUAUGUACGACUGGAACCGUGGCGAGCACCCGCCUGAGUGGGCCAAGCUGUCAUUCGCCUUCUCUGAGAGGCUACUCUGGUCCGUCUGGCUCGCCUGGCUCACCUUUGCAUGUUCCACAGGACGGGGUGGCUUCAUCGCUAAGUGGCUAUCAUGGAGCGCGUUCGUGCCCUUCAGCCGGCUCUCAUUCGGUGUAUACCUGCUGCACGUGCCGUACUACUUCAUCCGGUUGAACGUCACCAGGGAGAGGAUAUUCUUCUCUCACUACACCAUGGUGACGCAGUACUUCGGCGCGCUGGUGGCGAGUUACCUGCUCAGCUACAUCCUAUUUGUGGCCUGCGAGGCGCCCACAGGCCGCAUCGAGAAGCUCCUGCUCAUGCCUAAGCGGCGGCCGCAGCUGCACGACGACAAGAGCACCGUGCCUUACGUGGAGGACAAAAGUGGCAUGCUCAAUCCACAAAUGUUGUACAAGCCCAAGGCGGAAACGGCCACCAAUGGCACUGCAGCAUCCCCCGGCCAGUCAAGUUACCUCUGAGCGUAGACUGUGCAGUCGAUGCCGUUUCACUGUAUUUAUCAUCCCCUUGCCGGGCCCCUUCGACUUGCUAAGCCCGUUUGGUGUUCGUGCACCAGGUGUGCUGGACGUCCGAAGGCUUGGUUGCGUAUGAGCAUAAAAGUCACUGCUGUGAUUGAGGGAGAUUUAAAAAAUGAUAAUGGUAGGUGUUUGUGUUUUGGGCAGAAAUGGCUUUGCAAAGGAACUUGAGUAUUUAUUCAAGAGCUAUGGAAAGCACGGUACGUUAUUUGAAAAAAAAAUAUUUACUGACUGCACAUCUGGUUGACGUGCUCCUCUUCCUACUAUGUCCUACGUUACGUCAAAUGUGUCAAUAUUUACUCAUUUCGUCACUGUUGUAACUCCUAAUUUAUGCCAUGUUUUAGCCGUCCGAACAUCUUGGGCGAUCUGUUAGGGAUACCUUCCUAGUGAACCACGAGAGGGCGAUCAUUAGCUAAGACUGUGUUGUUAGUACAAAUGGCAGCUUUGAGGCACAAUACCGCAAUAUAAGGCUGACGUGAAGGAAUACAUCUUUUUCAUCUCCACUUUUCUUCUCUCUUUUGAAAAAGAAAACCCGUGUUACGAGUUUUUUCUGCGAGAUAUUGCAUGAUCCAUAAAAUUCGAUGUCAUCGUAUCCAGUCUUUU